Drosophila ficusphila is the source of this 3497-nucleotide messenger RNA. It is a transcript of the gene osy, whose product is annotated as ABC transporter G family member 20. Gene Ontology annotation, molecular function: ATP hydrolysis activity; ABC-type transporter activity; ATP binding. NCBI's taxonomy places the organism in Eukaryota, Metazoa, Arthropoda, Insecta, Diptera, Drosophilidae. The transcript has 9 exons. Bases 704 to 3037 code for a protein of 777 amino acids. The record is from RefSeq and is a predicted model, not a curated record. Gene Ontology annotation, cellular component: membrane.
CGCGGCUUAAAAGAGACGUCUCUGUCGGCGUCGCAGUCGAUAUGGCCGAUGCUAUUUUCGAAUUGGGCGAUCUGUCAGCGCUACGAAGUCGGUUUGUUGAGUUGAUCAGUUGAAUUCACGUCGUCGGCGAGUCGAGAAGCAAAACGCGGAAACGUUUAAGCAACUAGGCCGAGAACCUGAGCUGAGUUUUAAGAUACUUUUUGUGGUUUGAGUUGCGCGCGGGGUUUUUUACGGGCCCGACAUAAAUCAGAGCAAUUUGCAGAUCGUUUUUGCGAGCGUUGUGAAUGGGCCAAGUUAAGCGGCGAUUAUUGUGCAGUGCAGCUUUCAAAUCCAUCUCAGUGUGGUAAUUUUUCUGUUGGCUAAUUGUGCAAGUAAAGCCAAAAUUCAAAACAACAACCACGUUUCGGCCGUGUUUGUGUGUGUUUGUGCCAGUGUAUCUGUGUCCGCUCAAUCUUUGCUCAAUCGCAAUCUUUGGGCAUUGCCAAAACAGGUUAACUAAAAGCAAACGUGUUCUUUACGUUUCUGUUGACUUUGCCAGCCGCAAAGCCAAAAGUUAGUCAACAAAACAGAGGAAAAAAACAAAAUUACAGCACGGAAAAUCAAUAGCAAAUUGUUGCCACAGUUCCUGCAGUCCGUGGUUAACCGAGAAUAAAAGCGGCAGAAGCCAGUUGAAGAACUUCAAGGAGCACAGAGUUGCCGCGACAUGGACGCCGCUGCCGAUGGAGUACCGCCAACGGCGCCAGCAGCGACGGCGACGACGGCCAACAGCGAUCUGGACUUGGCGGCACGUCGGCGACUCUUCAUCUCACAGCCCUCGACAUUGGCGACGCGCCGCCAGCAGGCGGUUUGUGUGCGGAGGGCCCACAAAAUGUACGGCAGCAGCAAGAACCCCAACGUUGUCCUCGACGGCCUGAACAUGACAGUGCCCAAGGGAUCCAUAUACGGUCUCCUGGGCGCCUCGGGAUGUGGCAAAACGACGCUGCUCAGCUGCAUCGUCGGACGACGUCGCCUCAAUUCUGGUGAGAUUUGGGUGCUCGGCGGACGACCUGGAUCGCGUGGUUCCGGUGUGCCAGGUCCUCGGAUCGGCUAUAUGCCACAGGAAAUAGCCCUUUAUGGCGAGUUCACGAUGCGUGAGACCCUAAUUUACUUUGGCAUCAUUUCGGCCAUGAACAAAGGCGACAUCGAGGAUCGCACCGAGUUUCUGCUCAAACUGCUCAAUUUGCCAAAUGCCUCCAAAUUUGUCAAGAAUCUGAGUGGCGGUCAACAGCGUCGAGUUAGUCUGGCUGUUGCCCUGCUCCACGAACCGGAGCUGCUUAUCCUGGAUGAACCCACGGUGGGCGUGGAUCCCGUUUUGAGACAAAGCAUCUGGGAUCAUUUGGUGGACAUUACGAAGAAUGGUCACACGACUGUGAUAAUCACCACGCAUUACAUCGACGAGUGUGCCCAGGCGCAUAUGAUUGGCCUUUUGCGUGGUGGCAAAAUGCUGGCAGAGGAAUCACCGGAUUAUCUGAGGCAGCAGUAUAGUGCAGACUCGCUGGAGGAUGUUUUCCUGAAGCUCUCCGUAUUGCAGAACAUGGGAAAGCGUCGACGAUCUUCGAUCGCUCAGGAAAUUGUGGAGCAGGUCACAGUGCCGGCAAUCUCGAAUCCCGCUUUGGACAUGUCCGAUGAGCAGCAUGCCGCCGAGAUUUCUGGGGAGUUUGGAGACAAUAUUUCCAUGUCCUCGGCUGCUAGGGAUCCGAUCAGCACUACAGCUCCCGCAGCGCCUCCGCUGCCCCCACCCGAAGAAACUCCCACAUCCUUUUGGUACAACCUCCACGUGAUGCAGUCGCAUCAUCUGCACGCUCUCAUCUGGAAAAACUUCUUGUGGAUGAUGCGGAACGUUGGGGUGAUGCUGUUCAUCGUGGGACUGCCAGUGGUGCAGAUUCUGCUCUUCUGCUACGCCAUCGGCCAUGAUCCGACGGGACUCCAAGUGGCUGUGGCGAAUCACGAGAUGUCGGGGGAAAUGAUUAUGGAACAAUUCUGUCCAGUGCACACCGGAUGCAAUCAGACGAUGCUGAGCUGCCGUUAUCUCGAUAUGCUGGUCAAGAACAAGAGCAUGGUUGUGAAAUAUGUAAACGACGAUGAAACUGCAUACGAAGAGGUGAGGAAAGGCCGAGCUUGGGCUGCUCUGGUCAUCCAACCCAACUACACGGCAUCUCUGAUGGAACGAGUAGAGGAUGGUCGUUAUGCAGAAGAUGGCACCAUCGAAUCCUCCGAUCUGGCAGUGCGAAUGGACUGGUCCAACCAACAAAUCUCACAGCUGCUCUACCGCGAUCUUCAGUACACCUUCUUCAACUUUGUGGGCGAUAUGUUGUUUGACUGUGAUCUGAAUCCGAAGCUGGGACGCGUUCCUGUGGACUUUCAGCAUCCCAUCUACGGCUAUCGCAAUCCCAACUUCACGGACUUUGCUGCCCCUGGUGUUAUCCUGACCAUCAUCUUCUUUUUGGCCGUGGCUGUUACCUCAGGAGCCAUGUUGAUCGACCGGAAUGAGGGAAUGUUGGAGCGGUGUCUGGUGGCGGGGAUCACGGGUCCGGAGAUCCUGCUCUCCCAGGUGGUCACCCAGUUCACAGUGAUGCUCAGUCAGACGAUCUUCGUCUUGAUCGUCAGCUUCUACUUCUUCGAACUUACUUUGGUGGGAAAUAUCUGGCUGGUGGUAGCCCUAUGUAUUUUGAAUGGACUGUGCGGCAUGAGCUUUGGAUUCGUGAUUUCCUGUGCCGUGGACACCGAGAGAACUGCGACCUAUGUGGCCAUGGGAUCCUUCCUGCCCAUCGUUAUGUUGUGCGGCAUCAUCUGGCCGAUCGAGGGCAUGUUCCCGCUCUUGCAGUUCUUCACGGCCUUCCUGCCACUCACCAAGCCAACGGAAUCAAUGCGAUCCAUCCUGCAGCGCGGCUGGGGAAUGGAUAACCCCGUUGUCUACCAUGGUUUCAUUUCGAUUUCCUCCUGGGUUUUAGUUUUCCUUGUUCUCACCAUCCUGCUGCUCAAGUUCAAGAAGGGUUAGUCUCCUUCAGGGUUUAUCCGAUACAGAAAAGAAUGUGAUGAUAGAUUGGAGAUGCAAUUUUAUUUCAUAUAAACUUAUUUACACUUGAGUUUCAAAUUUAGAAUUCUGUUCGAACUGGAUACAAACAUAUUUGAAUCUUUUAAAUGUAAAUAUUAACUCCAAAAUCAUAUUGUUUUCUGUGCCCAUUUCUUAUGAUUUUACUAUGUUUUAAGGGUAGACUUACGUUAUCUUAGCCAGUAGUCAGUACUUAGUGAUAGCCGUGCUUCCCUGGCAAAAGGUUCCGGAUUCCACUAUGUCUAAGUAUGGAAAUUGUUGUGCCUUGUAGAAUAAAACUUCCCACGUCACAUCACCUUUAUACCCAUUCGCCCACAAAACGACAUCAGAGCAUUAUAUUUAUGUUGUAAGAUUGUGAACAAAAUACGAAAAGUUUGAAUAAAUUGAUAGAAAAACUUUGCCGAGA